UAUUCAAUUAUCUGCGGGAUGACAACAUGGUGGCCUUCGACGAGGAAAAAACGAAAUUGCUGAUACUUUUCGUAUUUUCUUACUUUUUGACAACAACAGCUGACCAAACAGAAUUAACAACAGAUUUUCCAGAUAGAGGAACACAUACUUUUCCAUCAGAUGAAAGCACUGUGAUAUGGCAAGGGCCUUCAGGUUCCAAUAGUACCGUCCUGGAUCCUAAUUUUUUUAAUAACACAUGCAGCAAACAGUACAUAACGUCAUGUCCAAGCAAGGCAAAAUGUAGUGAGCUAGGAGCCUGUUGCAUUGAAUGUGAAUUUGAUACUUCAUGUACCUAUGGGGAUGAUGUGACAGUGACUUGCAAAGCUCUGGCAGAUAUUGUAUGUGAUGGCGAAAGAAACUUCACAAGGGAAUUCAAUUGUCGUUAUUGCUACCAAACAGAAGAGUGGCAGCAUACUUGCACCACUCAAUCCAAUUGUCAGGCUGUGACCACACCGCGUCCUACCUAUAGGGCAAACUGCUCUGUCAAAGACCAUAUACUUUGUCUAGGACGAAGAAAGUUUUACAAGAACAGAUCAUGCAAUUGGACUAAGGGUUACAGAUGGUCCACUGCUCUCAUUUUAAGUGUAACAGUUGGUGGUUUUGGAGCAGACAGAUUUUAUUUAGGUCUCUGGAGAGAAGGGAUUGGCAAACUGUUCAGCUUUGGAGGUCUAGGAGUGUGGACUAUAGUGGAUGUCAUAUUGAUUGCAAUAGGUUAUGUUGGACCCUAUGAUGGCUCAUUAUACAUCUACUAAACAUUAUCAGGAGAACUUGAAUAAUACUGCUGAGAGUUUAAAAACAAACAUUUAAAAUCAUGGAAGUAAAAUUAAUGCUUCAAGCAAUA
This is a messenger RNA of Lingula anatina, 880 nucleotides long. Its product is annotated as TM2 domain-containing protein 3. NCBI's taxonomy places the organism in Eukaryota, Metazoa, Brachiopoda, Lingulata, Lingulida, Lingulidae. The record is from RefSeq and is a predicted model, not a curated record.